UAUCGUAGACAGAACCCAUUACCUUUAACCCUUUUCAGACCCUUUGAUUCCCCGCUGGCCUUGCAAAUGGCCAAACGUAGGGUUGAGAAGGAAUAUGCAGUGGUAGGAACUUGGGAGGAAACCAAUAUCACUCUCACCGUCUUAGAGCACUAUAUACCGCGAUAUUUUUCACGUGCCCAGAUCAUUUUUCACAUGUACCAAAAGAGCUUAACGAAUCGAAACCGAAACAACCGGAAGCCCCAAGUGGACGACGAUGUCAGGGCCAUGGUCAGACGUAACUUAACCCAUGAAUAUGAAUUUUACUAUUUCUGCAAACAGCGUCUGUACAAGCAGUACAUAGCCCUUAAGCGAAACGAAUUGGAACAUUUUUUUAACCCUUAACCCCUUAAGACUGACCUUCUUUCGAUCCUGUUAAAGUUGUUUAGUAGUUGAUUAAUAAAGUACUCCGUAUAAAUAGUAACUAACCUGUAGAGACUGUAGAGAAGGGAAGACAUUAGCUAAAUGUAUGAAUUUUUGAAAGCAGCUCGCCUCGUUGAGCAGUCGUGCGUUGAAUAAUACCCGCCAUUCCAAACUGGAGGUGGUUUUCUUCAAUCGUGGCGCCAAGGUGGGAAGCGAGGCCUUGAUGCAACUGACCCAAAC
Messenger RNA from Drosophila ananassae, 639 nucleotides. Its product is annotated as heparan sulfate 2-O-sulfotransferase pipe-like. Gene Ontology annotation, cellular component: membrane. The coding region runs from base 67 to 381 and encodes 104 amino acids. Gene Ontology annotation, molecular function: sulfotransferase activity. NCBI's taxonomy places the organism in Eukaryota, Metazoa, Arthropoda, Insecta, Diptera, Drosophilidae. The transcript has 2 exons. The record is from RefSeq and is a predicted model, not a curated record.